CAAGCACUCUAAAAGAAUUAAAACCUUGACUGUGUGUUAGCUAGUUAGCACGCUUUUACAUCCCAUCGACACUGCACGCGAGCUACAACUGAAGGGCCUCUACCAUAUUCAACAUAUUCGGCAACUUCAAUCGGAUCGUUCUGCUACUAUCGUGAAGUGUGUUUGCAAUGCAGAUGGGCUAUUAGGGCAGCUGCAGGUUUAUGAACAAUCGUGUCCCCUCCAGCAAGAGAUACCAGCCAACUGAGUAUGAGCAUGCGGCCAACUGUGCCACGCAUGGAUUUUGGAUCAUUCCCAGUAUCCUGGGAAGCUCAAUGCUAUACUCACUGUCUGAUGACCAGUGGGAGACCAUCUCCGCAUGGAUGUAUGGUACAGGUCUGUCUGGACUCUUCAUCAUGUCUACCAUGUUUCAUACUGUAACCUGGAAGAAGAGUCAUCUCAGGAAGGUGGAGCAGCGAUUCCACAUGUGUGACAGAAUGGUGAUAUAUUUCUUUAUAGCCGCUUCAUACGCACCCUGGCUGAACCUGAGAGAGUUAGGACCCUGGGCUGUUCACAUGCGCUGGUUGGUGUGGAUCAUGGCUUGUGCUGGCUCUGCCUACGUCUUCUUUUAUCAUGAAAAGAACAAAAUAUUAGACUUACUGUGCUACACUGCCAUGGGAGCUUUUCCUGCCCUUGUUCUUCUGUCAAUGCCUAACAGAGAAGGCGUGUUCGAGCUGUCAGUGGGCGGAGUCUUCUACUGCCUGGGCAUUGUCUUCUUCAAGAGUGACGGCCUCAUUCCAUUCGCUCAUGCCAUCUGGCACGUCUUCGUAGCAGUAGGGGCCGGCGUACACUAUUACGCCAUCUGGAGGUACUUGUAUGCAUCCGGGGCCAGUCAAAUAAAAAUAUCCAGGUGACGUUUGUAAAAGCCCAUGCGUGUUUUACACGUCCAGGGUUUGACCACCAUGUGCCUUUGUAUCCCUCGCAAUUAAUCAUAGAUGGGUAUGUUCUAGUACUAUUGUAUUAAAAUGUUUUUUAUAUUUUUAUGAAAAAUGAUUUCGUUUGCUAGCACUUUCCAGAGAGUCAUUUUUAUAGGUGUAGUGUUGACCUGCUGCCAUAAAGUACUGUUUUAAUGUCAGUGUUUACGACUUAAGAUAUCUAUGAAAGUAUCUAGAGCUACACGUACUGCCUUUAAAAACUUCAUUUGAAUUGAAGUAUACAAACUGCACUUACAGUAUGAAUUAAUAAUUCAUAUUUACUAAAAGUAUACACUACUGUGAUGUAGUAACAUACUACUCGAUCCUCUUUAUCCUGUGUGAGACAUAAAGCAGCUAGCUUAUGAACUAAAGUAUUCAAAAUCACUUUCUAAGUAUUAUUUAAUAAAUCCUCUGUUAUUGGUUUGUGAAAUUUCACAUAGAAAUCUAGAUUAGACAACAUGAUUCUUUAUGAGGUUAAACAUUCAAGCCACUUAUCCGUUAUAGGUGCAGUUUCCCAGACAAGGCUUAAAGGCGGGGUGCAUGAUCUUUGAAAGCCAAUGUUGACAUUUGUAAACACCUAAACUGGACCUUAUUUUGAUAGACCCGCCCCACACAUACGUAAACCCAGGCAGCGAUGUUGGACACGCCCCUUGGGGCUGAUUGGCUACAAGUGUGUUUUGAUAGUCGGCCAACUCCCUUUUUCAAAGCGUUUUUAAAAAAUCAUGCACCCCGCCUUUAAGAACUAAAGCUUGCACUGACCUGUUUUUAAAUAUAUCAAUAAUACUAAUAUAAAUAAGGCCCAGUCCUGGCUUAAUCUAAAUCCUGUCCGGGAAACCACCCAAUAGUGUUAUUUUAUUUGUUGUUAUAGAGAUCAGCUAUAGAUUUUGUUUCUGUAGACCAAUUGGUAGAGCAUUGUGUUGUGUUAGCAACGCAAAGGCCAAGGGUUCAAUCUCAGAACACAUCUACUGAAUAAAAAUGUAUAGCUUGGAUGCACUAUAAGCUAUACAAAAAAAGCUGUAAAAGUAAACGAUGAUCGUUCCCUUUCCGUGUUUAGUGCUAUUUCGUAAUGCUGGGUACUUUUAAAACAGAAGCUGUUGUUCAUGUAAAUCCGGUUGUUAUAUGACAGGACAGUUCUGUGUUGGAUACAAGACAACAUCUGGUAUGCUGUUGUUUACCACAGCUGACAAUUUAUUUCGUUUCUUAAUUUAGUUAAGACAAAAACUAAUGCACUUACAGUGUCUGUGUAUCUAUAGGGCACAAGAUUUCGACGCGUUUUUAAGCAGAAGUGUACAGUUUCGUCUGUUUUGGUUAAAGUACUUACAUUAAGUAUAAAGAUGUGUUAUUGGGUCAGGAAGUUGAAAUCUUCAUUGAAGCAGCAGGACUACUACUGUAAGUGAAAGAAGUUUAAUCCAUUUUUGAUCUCUUUCUGGAGUCCUUGCAUGCUUCAACAUGACUGGCUUUACAUGGUCAAAGAAAGUGGCAUUUUGUAUUUGGGUUUUGAUCACACUUGGGUAAAGUUUAGGAAGAGUGUGCAUUUGUAUGUUUAUUUCUAUUCACUGCACAAGUGCAUUACUGUAAACUUGAGUUUUGCUUGGUUUUACAAACUAUGUAUGUAUGUAUGUAUGUAUGUAUGUCAAUGAUCCUGUGAACAAAGCACCAUUUGUAUUUAACCUAGAAAAUAAAAAACAAAAGGAGCAUCUGUAACGAAAACUAAUUUUCAGCACUGUAACUCAUUUUGUCUUAAUGCCAUGUGAAUACAGACUUAACUGUUUUUAAUAUCAGAUGUCUUAUUUUAAUGAUGUUUUGUAUAUUGAUGGCUGUAUUGUUAGUUUUGUUUCUUUUAAAAACCUAAGUGGCGUUAAUCAAUACAACCUAAGAAUGCACAAU
This is a messenger RNA of Paramisgurnus dabryanus, 2837 nucleotides long. Lineage: Eukaryota; Metazoa; Chordata; Actinopteri; Cypriniformes; Cobitidae. The record is from RefSeq and is a predicted model, not a curated record.